ACCCCUUUUUCUCCGUGAUCCCCUUCCUUCUUUCUCCCCUCGCAUCCCACCUCUAACCUUCUCCUCCAUCGGACACUAGCAAAUUAGCGAUAGCCUAGCAUCGAGGAUCAUCUCGAACCGCACACCUUAUCUCAGCCACAACCAGCAACCAAAAAACGUUUGAUAAUCUGCAAGCUUUCAAUCUCUCAAAGCCGAUUUUUCUGCUUCCGCCAGAAAUUGUCCGUUGAAAUUGCCCCCUUCCCUGGUCUCCUUCCGCCGGCAACAUGACUAUAUCAGAGGAUGAGGACGAGAGUUUGGCUCAUUUCCUUGAAUCGGAGGUGCUCUCCGAGGUUUCAGAAGACAAGGAGGAGGAGGAGGAGGAGGAUGAGGUAACAGAGGCCCCCAAAGCAAAGAAAAUGCGACUAGUGGAGGAUACGGCUGAGAAAGACCCUCAAUUUCAGAAAAGCGCAUCUUCUUCCGGGUUUGUUCAGUCAAAAAGCGCCAUCGGCUGCAGUAGCAAUAGCGGGAACACGCCCGUGAGGAUUGAAACUGGCAUUUUCAGCAAAAUCCCUCCUGAACUCUUCCCUCACAUCCUCAAGUUCCUCUCUUCUGAAGAUCUAUUUGCUUGCUCUCUCGUCUGUAGAUUUCUAAGUCAUGUCGCAUCCGAUGAAUCCUUAUGGCGCCGCCUGUACUGUAUGCGAUGGGGUCAUUUGCCCCCUAGUAGAAAGCUGCGUGAAUGUCCAUGGAAAAAACUUUAUAUUCAGCGUGAUGAGGAGGAUACGGUAGAACUUGUUAGGAAUUGCACACUUGAGUUCAAGGAAUAUUUUAUUCAAAUGCAAGCUGCGAAAAGAAGCCAAGCACCUCUUCCUUCACAGGUGAAUGAUGACGGGAUAAUUCUUGACACAACAGUAGCUGAUCAAGUGUCUAUAUGGAAAAGUAGUAGAGGCCUAACUGAUAAGGCGGAAGCUGAUCAUGCUUGUUCAGGUGAAAAGUGCACUUACUACCAAAUUGGAGAUGUAUUUGUCUGUGAGAACACUGGCCAGGUUCAUGUAUGUGAUGAUAAUUGCAGAGAAGUUGUUAUGGAUCCGACCAAUGAGCUUUGGGUCUGCACAAUAUCUGGGCACUGUUUCGAUAGGCUCCUAUCACCAGAAGAAACGGAGUCAGAUGCUGAGCAGCAGCAAGGAGCUGUGACAGACGAGGCAGAACCAUUCAUGGGAUCUGGGCGCUUUGCAAGAGCUUAUAUGAUGGGAUAUAAUUGUGUUGAUGAGAAGGAGCUAGAGGAUGCUUUGAGAUUUGUCUGAACAGAAUACCACAGGUUCAUCUAGGUGGGAGUGAAAUUCUCGGGUCAGGUACACGUCACUCAUGCGGCUGGCGCACACAGAAAAAACGAGCAGGCCCCUUGCAUUUGGCCCCGCCCACCCCAAGACUGGAGUCACUUGGCUGAGUGGGAAGCCAGCCGCACCUCGUAAUCCUAGGUGGGUUGUCUUAAUUCUCAUGUAUCAAAAAAAAAAAAAAAAAAAAGAGCUUAAUCCUCAACUUUGUGUAUGCAUAUUACAUUAGGUAUACUGUUGUUGUAUUAUUAUUUUAUUAUUAUUAAAUACAGAUAGAGAUACAGAGUGGUUGAUGUUGCUGUCUAUUAGGGAAUUGCAGCUAAAUUUGCUUUGCUUUGCUAUGCUUU
Malus domestica (apple) is the source of this 1657-nucleotide messenger RNA. Its product is annotated as F-box protein SKIP31. The record is from RefSeq and is a predicted model, not a curated record. Gene Ontology annotation, cellular component: cytoplasm. Gene Ontology annotation, molecular function: protein binding. NCBI's taxonomy places the organism in Eukaryota, Viridiplantae, Streptophyta, Magnoliopsida, Rosales, Rosaceae.